UUGUAAAGCAUUUUGGUGGGACUCGGUUCUCCUCCUCUCAUUCUCACCAUCCAAUUUUUCCCUUCGCUUAAUAUCGACUACUCUUACUUUUACUUUUAAUCAAAAUCAUGAAGAAAGCCAGGAGCAGAUUAAUAAUGAGGUUGUAAAAUCCUUACUUUAUAUUUGUUCCAAAUAUCGUGAAAAUUGUACAGUUUUCCAUGUCAUAUUUUUAAAUGAGUUAAAAACUUAACAAUUAAUUAGUUUGUAGUUCAUGUUAAUACCCUGUAAAUAGGUGACCUGUGCGCUAUAAAGGAGUCAUUUACUUAAUAUAUCAACAUACAAGAUUCGGAUUAGUAAACUAGUUUUGCGUAGCUUUUUAGUUGAAAAGGUAGCUGAAAAUGUCACUCCCUGUUGACGAUGAAGCCGCAAGUAGCUCGGACGACGAGGAGAUACCAACUCGUCGCUGUGUCGUUUGCCUUCGGAGGAGGAGAUUUACAGAGGAUAUCUUUGAUUCCUCAAAGCAACUUUAUUACAACAUUGACGUUCUUAUAGCUCACUUGAAUAUUGAGGUGAAAGGAACUCCUGCAAACACUGGCCUUUGUCCCGACUGUAUGAACCACCUCCAACGAUGGCACGUAUUUAAUUGUGCAAUAGCUAAGCGACACGAGGAGGCUAAGAACACAGGGGCAAAAGUGAUUGAGGAGAAAGUCAAUCUAAAAUCUUUUGAGGGGAAAGUGUAUAAAAACUAUAAGAAAAUUGGGAGAGUGAAAACGGUGUAUAACGAAGCGACACACGCCUACUAUGCUAAGAGACAUUUAACCGAGAAGGAUUGGGAUUUUUUCUGUGAUCAUCUCUUUCAUUCGAACUCCGUCAAAUCUGAAAAGUCUAAGGAGCUAGAAAAGUUCUUGACGAGCAGGGACAGACUUUCGAAAAUGUUUUGUAUCACGUGUCUAAAAUUAAUUCCAAAUGGGAAACGAGGAUAUGAAAAACACAUGGAGACGGAUCAUCAGCAGAGCCCUGUACUGUACCCUUGUGAUAUUUGUGGAAAUACAUUUCCUGAAAAAGACAUGACAGCCUCUACGGAAGAUUACUAUCCACAUUGGAUUUCGCAUUUUUAUUUUAACAAGUGUGACGAUUGUGGAAAACGAUUUCCUACCAAGCGUGCCUUGGGUCAACAUCGACACGCCGUUCAUAAGAAUAGACAAGUAAAAUGUGAUAAGUGUGGAAAAGUUUUGGCCAAUAAGAUGAGUUUAGAUCUACAUUUACUUCGGCAUUUACCAGAGAACGAAAAGAAAAAAUACAUGAUAAAAUGUAAAGUUUGUAAGAAAAAAAUUGCUCAGUGGAAUUUAAAGUCUCACUUAGCCACCCAUAAUGAUGACAGACCUUGGAAAUGUGAUCAUUGUGAUGCAACGUUUAAGAUGAAAGGAGCACUCGUUUCUCACAGGGACGUUGUUCAUUUUAAUUUAAAAAACCAUGUUUGCGGAACUUGUGGGGAUGCCUUCAAAAGUGCUAGCUCUCUUCGUGGCCACGUCCGAAGACAUGAAGGAAGAAAAGAUUAUAAAUGUGAAGUUUGCCUAAAAGAGUAUUACACUUAUUCCGCCCUUAAAGGUCAUAAAGUUGUUCAUCAAACAGUUCGGAAUCACAUAUGUGUUACAUGUGGGAAAGCCUUCAAAAAGAAGAAAGCGUUAGAUGAACAUGUAACAAUCCAUACUGGCGAAAAACCCCAUAGGUGCCCAAUAUGUGGUCGCGAGAUUCGAGUAAAGUCCAAUUUGUAUAAACAUAUGAAAAUUCAUAAGAAAUCUCAGGGCACGUCAGUCAUAACCGACCCACCAGAAGACCAAACCUCUAAUGCAAUAACAAAAAGACCAAUUUCUCCUCACGUCAACGAAGAAGAAGUGCACCAUCAUCAAGAUAACCAUCGUACCGCUAUCCUUACUGGCGAAUGCGAUUCUUCCUCUUGGCCAGCAAAUGGAACAAUGAUGGUCACCCUUGACAAUGGGACCGUAGUCAGCGAUGUCACCCCACUCGUCGUUAGCUUUGUUACCGCAGACUCCGAUGGAAUGCACCACCCCGGUGGCUCAGUCCUGGAGUUAAACAGUGACGAACAUGUUCAACUAAUUAACGACGUUGCCCACCAGUCUUCUGGAGUAAAUGUGACAAGAUCAAGUCAUGGGGGCGAGACGACCUACAUCCUCUCCAUAAUAUAAUGCUCAGAGUUUAUAACUUCAAUAAAAUAUAUAAUAUCGCUGUUCGCUAAUUGUGUUCCAUUCUACAUCAUGUUUCUGUAUCAUGUUUUAUAUUGUAAUUCAAUGCAAAUUAUAUAAAAAAUGUGAUAUGAUUUUAAA
Folsomia candida is the source of this 2324-nucleotide messenger RNA. RefSeq names its product zinc finger protein 728. The coding region runs from base 378 to 2186 and encodes 602 amino acids. Gene Ontology annotation, molecular function: DNA-binding transcription factor activity, RNA polymerase II-specific; RNA polymerase II transcription regulatory region sequence-specific DNA binding. Gene Ontology annotation, biological process: regulation of transcription by RNA polymerase II. Gene Ontology annotation, cellular component: nucleus. The record is from RefSeq and is a predicted model, not a curated record. The transcript is spliced from 8 exons. NCBI's taxonomy places the organism in Eukaryota, Metazoa, Arthropoda, Collembola, Entomobryomorpha, Isotomidae.